ACUCUACUGCCAGGGAUGAAGAUGGGAUGGAACUUAUUGACUGGUGUAAAUCGAUAUUUCACAGCCUGGAAGGAUCUUAAUGAUCCAGCUCCUGGAGAUUUUACUUACCGAGUUGAUAAUAAUGGCUUGCCUCAGCUUGUUCUUCGUGAGGGAAUGAAGAAGAGGUUUCGAACUGGGUCAUGGAAUGGAAUUGGAUUUAGUGGUGUUGGAAUGCAGCAAAACACAGUUUUGAAUCCUAUUUUUGUUGACACCGCAGAGGAGCUUUACUAUAAGUUUGAAGUGAAGGACACUUCUGUCAUAACAAGAUUUACGGUGAAUCAGUCGGGCUUGCUUCAACGUCUUGUGCUGUUUGGAAAUAGCACCGAAUGGACGGUCAUGUACACUGUGCAGAACGACUUGUGUGAUGAUUAUGCAAAGUGUGGCCCUAAUGGAAUUUGCAGAAUCAAUAAAAGGCCAAUUUGUGAUUGCUUGACAGGGUUUCAUCCCAGAUCACAACACCAGUGGCAAGUACUCAAUUGGACUGGUGGAUGCGUAAGAAUGACCCCGUUAGAUUGCCAGAAGGGAGAGGGAUUUGUGAAACUUGCAAACGUAAAAUUGCCAGACAUGUUGGAAUUCAAGUUUAAUCGGAGCAUGAACCUGGAAGACUGCAGGGCAAAGUGCUUGGAGAAUUGUUCUUGCACAGCAUAUGCUAAUUCAGAUAUUUCUAAUGGUGGUAGUGGAUGUUUGAUGUGGUUCGGCGAUCUGGUUGAUAUGCGGGAAUUCAUUGAUGGAGACAGUGAGCAAGAUAUCUAUAUUCGGAUGCCAGCUUCAGAACUAAGUAAAGAAUCAACAGGUGAAUCAAGUUGGAAAAGUAAAAAAACAAUGCUUGCGUUGGCCGCAUCGACGAUUUUUGUGCUGCUUGCUUCCUUUUUGGCAUGGUAUACGAUUUGGAAGAAUAAGAGAAAGAGAAGAGGAUCAGCAACAGGCAGAGAAGACCUGGAGUUGCCGUUUUUUGAUUUUGCUACCAUUGCAUCUGCCACCAAUAACUUCUCCAAUUCAAACAAAAUAGGAGAAGGCGGUUUUGGACUUGUGUACAAGGGUGAGCUACUUAAGGGACAAGAAGUAGCGGUGAAGAGGCUCUCAGGGAAUUCCCAGCAAGGCGUGGAAGAGUUCAAGAAUGAAGUUGCAACGAUAGCUAAGCUUCAGCAUAAGAAUCUUGUCAGGCUUUUGGGCUGUUGCAUUGAAGGAGAUGAAAGGAUGCUCAUCUAUGAGUUUAUGCCUAACAAAAGCUUGGAUUGCUUUAUUUUCGAUCAAAUUAAGAGAGUCAUGUUGACCUGGCCAAAGCGUUUUCAAAUUAUUGUGGGAAUCGCAAGAGGACUUCUUUACCUCCACCAUGAUUCAAGAUUGCGAAUCAUUCAUAGGGAUUUGAAGUCCAGCAAUAUCUUACUAGACAAUGAGUUGAACCCCAAUAUUUCAGACUUUGGUAUAGCUAAAAUGUUCAAAGCUGAUCAAUUCGAAGCCAAAACGAAGCGAGUAGUUGGGACAUAUGGUUAUAUGUCUCCAGAAUAUGCAAUUGAUGGAAAAUUUUCCAUGAAGUCAGAUGUGUUUAGCUUUGGGGUGCUUUUAUUGGAGAUAAUAAGUGGCAAACGGAACAGAGGCUUUAAUCAUCCAGAUCAUUAUCACAAUCUUUUGGGACAUGCAUGGUUGUUGUGGAAUGAUGGCAAUGGUUUGGAGCUGAUGGAUCCAUGUUUGGAAGAUUCAUGUGUUGAAGCCCAAGUUCUCAGAUGCAUUCAAGUGGGUCUACUAUGUGUACAGAAGCACUCAGAAAAUAGGCCAGUAAUGUCAUCUGUGGUUUUGAUGUUGAAUAAUGACGAGGUCACACUACCUCAACCAAAAGAGCCUGGAUUUUUCUCAGAAAGAAGUUCCUGCGAUACAAAUACAUUAGCUUUGUAUGGAACAUCUUCUACUGAAAAUUUAGUCACCAUUACUAUGCUAGAAGCUAGGUAAAAAGAUAGGGAUAGGGAUGUAAAUGGGCUAUUAUUAUAUGGGAAUUUGCAGGUACCCAAACCGAUAACAUAGAGUUUGGGUAUCCUAUAUUC
Messenger RNA from Theobroma umbraticum, 2078 nucleotides. The record is from RefSeq and is a predicted model, not a curated record. Lineage: Eukaryota; Viridiplantae; Streptophyta; Magnoliopsida; Malvales; Malvaceae.